AUGUUAGAAGACAUAGAAAUGGAUAUCGAAGAAGAAGGAGAACGGUCACCUUCACCGAUAAAAUUCUCUUCAAGUGCAAAAGGAAAAUCCAAACUAAAAUAUGAGGGAGUUCCACCAACUGGAAAAGACAAUUUGCCUUGGUUGGUUGUUAACAAUAAUUUUACAGAAUAUAAUAAAAAUAAUGUCACUUUCGGUAGAAAAAUAUCGUCCUCAGACACUUGGAGAAAUUGUUUCACACGAGGAUUUGAAAGAUUUAUUGAAAAAGAUCGAGUUCCACAUUUAUUGUUUUAUGGACCUCCCGGUACAGGAAAAACUACAUCAAUAUUAGCUUUUGCGAGAAAGUUGUAUGGACCAGGUUGGAAAAAUAUGGUUCUGGAAUUAAACGCGUCGGAUGAUCGAGGUAUCAAUGUUGUGAGGGAAGAAAUUAAAACAUAUGCAACUGACUCAAUGACGAAUGCAGCACAAAACGCGUUAAGACGAAUUGUUGAAAAAUAUACCAGGAAUGUUCGAUUUUGUAUUAUAUGUAAUUAUAUUUCUAAGAUCAUUCCAGCAGUUCAAUCCCGUUGUACAAGGUUUCGAUUUUCACCAAUAAAAGAAAAGGAAGCAAGAUCGCGCAUAGAAUAUAUAAUUCAAUGUGAAAAUGUAAAUAUCUCGCCGGAUGGAAUUUCUGCCUUACAAAGGAUUGCUAAUGGAGAUAUGAGAAAAGCUUUAAAUGUUUUACAGGCAUGUCAUGCUGCAUAUGAUUAUAUUGAUGAAACAGUGGUAUAUAAAUGUACUGGAAAUCCUGAACCUGGAGAUAUUAAAUAUAUCGUUAAUACGAUGCUUAACGAUGAAUUUACCACAGCAUAUUCUAAUGUUCAAAAGUUAAAGCGAGAAAAAGGUCUUGCGCUACAAGAUAUUGUAACAGAGGUUCAUAAAUACUUGAAUGAUUUUGAAAUACCACGUAAAGCAAUUGUAUUUUUGAUUGAUCAACUCUCUCAAAUUCAGUAUAAUCUUUCUACGGGAGGAACGGAACAUGCACAAUCAGCUUCCAUGGUGGGAACAUUUAAAACUGCCUUAGAUAUGGAAAUUGUGAUAAAACUUUUUAAUAGAAAUAGUGAUUAUAAAUCUAUUUCCACAAUUAUGAAUGGUUUACAAUUCCUACCUAAAGCACCUCACAGGCCUGGUUGGGCUUAUGAACCUGAGCUGGCUUGCUGGGCUCACCUGAAAUGA
This is a messenger RNA of Diversispora eburnea, 1212 nucleotides long. The record is from the annotation of a GenBank genome assembly. Lineage: Eukaryota; Fungi; Glomeromycota; Glomeromycetes; Diversisporales; Diversisporaceae.